AUGUAAACACAAAUAUGCAAACACAAACCUAAACAGAACUCAAAUCAGCACAAGAUGAUCCACGUAUAGACUCCGUUAUGUCAUGGGCAUUAAGUGUACAUUAAAAUAAGUGAAUAAAUAUGUUUGUAAUAUAUAUUUGUAAAGCAGUUUUGAGGUUCAGCGCAGACGCAUUGACGUCACUGACAUCGAGGUAUCAAGAGAGAGGAGAACUCCGCAGCAGGAGAAAUAAACACCGGACAGUGUCCAGCGUUAUUAGAUCAAACCCGAGAGCUCCUUAGCACCUCCUGUAUAAAACGUUGUCUCUGAAGCAGUGCUAAGAUGGCCACCUCCUCCCCCAGUCUUGAAGAGGAUGAAAGUUUGAGGGGCUGUGAAGUUUUCGUGCAGAAACACAACAUACAACAGAUUCUCAAAGAGUGCAUUGUCAAUUUGUGCAUUGCCAAACCCGAGCGUCCUAUGAAGUUCCUACGGGAACACUUUGAAAAGCUGGAGAAGGAGGAAAGCAAGCAAAUCCUAGCACGACAGAAGUCUAACUCUCAAUCCGAUUCACAUGAUGAUGAAGUUUCUCCUCCUCCACUAAAUCCUGUGGUGAAGGCCCGCCGCAGGAGAGGGGGAGUCAGUGCAGAGGUCUAUACAGAGGAGGAUGCAGUCAGCUAUGUCAGGAAGGUAAUCCCAAAGGACUACAAGACAAUGACAGCCUUGGCUAAGGCCAUAUCUAAGAAUGUGCUGUUUGUCCAUUUGGAUGACAACGAGAGGAGUGACAUAUUUGAUGCCAUGUUUCCUGUUACACACAUUGCUGGAGAAACAGUCAUUCAACAAGGUGAUGAAGGGGACAACUUUUAUGUAAUUGACCAAGGAGAAGUUGAUGUAUAUGUGAAUGGUGAAUGGGUGACAAGUAUUGGAGAGGGUGGCAGUUUUGGGGAGCUAGCUCUGAUAUAUGGAACUCCACGUGCUGCGACGGUUAAGGCUAAGACGGAUCUGAAGCUUUGGGGUAUAGACCGUGACAGUUACCGGCGUAUUCUUAUGGGCAGUACACUGAGAAAGAGAAAGAUGUAUGAAGAGUUCCUGAGUAAGGUGUCAAUCCUUGAAUCUCUAGAGAAGUGGGAAAGGCUGACAGUGGCUGAUGCUUUGGAGCCUGUACAGUUUGAAGAUGGUGAAAAAAUUGUGGUACAAGGAGAACCAGGGGAUGACUUCUUCAUCAUCACAGAGGGGACAGCAUCUGUCCUGCAGCGCAGAUCUGACAAUGAGGAAUAUGUAGAGGUGGGCCGCCUCGGACCUUCUGACUACUUUGGUGAGAUAGCGCUGCUCUUGAACAGGCCACGUGCAGCCACUGUGGUGGCCAGAGGUCCACUGAAGUGUGUGAAGCUGGAUAGACCACGCUUUGAGCGUGUUUUAGGGCCCUGCUCUGAGAUUUUGAAGAGAAACAUUCAGAGAUACAACAGCUUCAUCUCCCUUACUGUCUGAGCCACAGUAUCCAAGGCCUCCAAGCUUGGUUACAUGAAAUAGUUCAGGAUAAGUCAUUUUACAUUUAUUUAAAGAGUUUAAACUUUUUUCUAUGUGAAUCUUCUAUGUAACCAGGCCUUGUUUUACUUCCUUUCUUUCUUUUUUUGAAAGCAGCAUAGAUGUGACAAAGAUGUGGCAUGAAUGAUGGUUUGCAGGAUUUAGGCCUUGUUCAGCAUCUUUUUUUGCAUUUUUUAUUUCUCUUAUUUCAAUUCUACUGGUGCAAUUUAUUCAUUAAUUAUGAGCCAUGAAGAGGUGGAUCAUUAAGGAGAUGUACAUUUUACAUUCUGGUGCAUGCUAUUUCAUUUGAAGUGAAAAGAGCAAUUUUAAGAGUUUGAGACAGAUAUUUGUUUUAAUUGUAUAUUGCCUUUUUGCUUAAGGUUUUGGUUCUUGCUCCAUAUGAUGUGUAAUUGAAUUGUUCUGUGUGUGUGUUUCUCAAAACCUAUUCAGUAGUAAUACAGUAAUCUAUUAGGAAAAUCCCCUACAAUUAGGGGAGCUAAGUAUAAAUCUCAUAACCAUUCCCUUCAUUUCAUAGACAUAUGAAAAUUAGGUUUUCUAGGGUGUUGUUCUGAAGUAAGUUAUGUUUUUUUUCUUGUUUGUUGUACAAUACUAUUAUUUUGGUGAAGAUUUUUAAAGUAAAUAAAGACACACCUCU
Messenger RNA from Hemibagrus wyckioides, 2152 nucleotides. RefSeq names its product cAMP-dependent protein kinase type I-beta regulatory subunit. The coding region runs from base 319 to 1461 and encodes 380 amino acids. Gene Ontology annotation, molecular function: cAMP-dependent protein kinase regulator activity. Gene Ontology annotation, biological process: regulation of protein phosphorylation. NCBI's taxonomy places the organism in Eukaryota, Metazoa, Chordata, Actinopteri, Siluriformes, Bagridae. The record is from RefSeq and is a predicted model, not a curated record. Gene Ontology annotation, cellular component: cAMP-dependent protein kinase complex. The transcript has 11 exons.